Cercopithifilaria johnstoni is the source of this 565-nucleotide messenger RNA. NCBI's taxonomy places the organism in Eukaryota, Metazoa, Nematoda, Chromadorea, Rhabditida, Onchocercidae. The record is from the annotation of a GenBank genome assembly.
UGGUUAUAUUAAUGACUUUGGGUCGGAGUUAGAAUCCGCUGACGAUGAUGAAGAUUCGUUCAGUUUAUCAAUCGCCGAUUUACCAGGAUUGAUAGAGGGAGCAGCACUGAAUCGUGGGAGAGGUCGAGAAUUUCUGAAGCAUCUCGAGUUCAGCGAUAUAUUAUUGAUGGUUAUUGAUGUUCUUGGCUUCAAACUUGACUUAUCCAUGAGUAAUCCAUAUCGUAAUGCAUUAGAAACUGUUGCACUUCUGAAUAUCGAGUUAGAAAAGUAUGAUCCGGCUUUGGCGAUGAAGCCAACGAUCAUUACGCUGAACAAAAUUGAUUUGCCUAAUGGGGAACAACGGGCCAAAGAAUUGGUUUCAAUUUUAGGAAAAAAAAAUUGGUCAGAAGCGCUACCAGAAGAAAUGCGACCCUCGCGACCAUUAUCUGUAAAAGCAGUAAUACCGAUUGCAGCGAAGGAUCGUCGUUUGGGCGAUUUAAAAAAUCAGCUGAAAUUUCUGUAUGCACGAGUGCAUCCUUUAUCAGCGCCAAACUUCGGCUCCGCUAAGAAAACUGUACUUGUGUGA